AUGAUGCAUCCCAACAUCAUUAACAUUUAUGACUACUUCAAUGAAAAAAAUUAUUAUGUACUUGUUCUCAAAUUCUGCGAAAAUGGAAGUCUUGAAGAUUAUUUGAUACAAAAUGAAAACAUCCCAGAGUCAAAGCUUAUGGAAUGGGCCAAACAGAUUUUAGGCGCCCUUAGCUACAUGCACCAGAACAAUGCUAGUCACCAUGACAUCAAGCCAUCAAAUAUAUUGAUCGACUCAUUUGGAAGAAUUAAACUAGCUGAUUUCGGAAUCGCCCAAUUUCUCCAGAAGAACGAAAAAUCAAUGAUAUACGGAGGCUCCGUUGCAUUCAUAGCCCCAGAACAAUUCCUGAAAGUCCCAUAUGAUUCAUUCAAGGCAGACGCUUGGUCAUUCGGAGUCACAUUAUACAUGUUAAGAUUCCACGGCAGACUCCCAUUCUUCGGAAACAACAUGAUGGAGAUACAUAGCCUCAUGUCCAAGGGAUUCUUCGAAAUACCUGACCACUGCUCAUAUGAAUUUAGACAGAUUUUUAACCAUGCACUUGAUCCAAAUGUCGAAACAAGAUGGUCGGUUUCCCAGUUACUAGACUAUGUAUGCAAGACUUCAAGUGGUGUUACAAAACACUGCGUUCCAAACCGUUCAAGAUCUCUAAUCAACGGUAGAUCUUCAUCUCUUCCAAGAUAUGAAGGACAUCUUAAUAUGAUGCCAAGCAUUAUUGUUCCUAGUAUUCCAAGAAAGAUUCCAAGAUUAUUAUCUAAUUAA
Molecule: messenger RNA, 759 nt
Organism: Trichomonas vaginalis G3
Lineage: Eukaryota; Parabasalia; Trichomonadida; Trichomonadidae
Product: protein serine/threonine kinase protein
Exons: 1
Coding region: 1-759 (252 amino acids)
Biological process (GO): protein phosphorylation
Molecular function (GO): protein kinase activity; ATP binding
Source: RefSeq, a predicted model, not a curated record